AUGCUCACACCAGGGCUCAUGUGGACAGACGACGGCCAAGUUAUUGAGCUGGACGUAUUUCUCAAAAGAAUCUAUUCUGGAAUAUCAUGGCGCGAACAAAAAGCGGCCAACAAAGAAGUGCACUCACAAAAGGAGAAUGUGCAGGGCCAGAAAGGGGACUUUCGUGGGAUUGCUGGGCCUGAAGUGUUGACCAAAAACGGGCGAAUACGUGGUAAGACCUUGGACAAGGCGCAUGUGUUUUAUGGGGUCCCAUAUGCUGGUCAACCCACAGGGGCUUAUCGUUGGAAGCCUCCCAGAGCAGUGAGUCCGUGGACAGGGGUGUACGACGCCACCUAUGCCCGGGCUGCGUGUAUGCAGGCCUGCGCUGGGCUCUACAGCCAGGAGUGCCCCAAACAGCUGAGUGAGGACUGCUUAUACCUGAACAUCUUCAUCCCUCUGGAUGUGAACCUGAGCGUGCCGCUGUGGAACCCUCUGCCGGUGCUGGUCUGGAUCCACGGCGGAAAUUUCAUUGCCGGACACUCCUCCAAACCGUUGUACGAUGGCCGGUUCAUCAGUAACUUCACCCGCACUGUGGUAGUCAGCCUGGACUACCGACUAGGUGCGUUUGGGUUCCUGGUGUCUGGAAAGGACCCUCUCUCGUCAGCAGUGGGGAACUAUGGGCUAAUGGACCAGCAGGCCGCUCUGCUCUGGGUCCAACGCAACAUCGCUGUGUUCGGAGGAGAUCCAGGGAAGGUUCUCUUUCUCUGUGCAAAGCUGCUGAACCCGUUCCGCUUCUUGGAGGUAUUUGAGACGUGGGGGCCAUGUGUAGACGGAGAACUGAUCAAGGAGCAGGCGGUGAGGGCCUUCCGGAUGGGACACUGGCAGAAGGACAAGCCUGUGCUCCUGGGCACCACAUCAGAGGAGGGAGUUCUGUUUGUGUACGCUGUCUUUAACAAGCCGGUGUCGGCCGUGGAGAGUACCGUGUACAUAACAGCCAUCUUCAAACAGCACACGCUCCGCAUCCUGCACAAGUACCUCCCACUGUUCCACGACACAGACCGCAGGGGAAUGCUCGCACAGGUGAGUCAUCUCGUACUGCAAUAA
Knipowitschia caucasica is the source of this 1083-nucleotide messenger RNA. Lineage: Eukaryota; Metazoa; Chordata; Actinopteri; Gobiiformes; Gobiidae. The record is from the annotation of a GenBank genome assembly.